AUGAUGUACAAGAAAAUCGAGAGGCACAACAAAAUGCAAAAAAUUGCAGGUGUUGUCGGUCUUCGCCUUCGUGUGGAGAACAAGGAGAUAGGAUGGGUUGUUGUUGAGGUGGUCGAAGAUAUGGCAGGUGACAAAGCGGGAAUGAAGAUGGGAGAUUGUAUCCAGGAAGUCGACGGUCUGCCAGUGAAAGAGGCACAGAGUGUGCAGAUCAUUCGAGGGCCUGUAGGAAGCAAAGUGACCCUGAAGGUGGUGCGGGGGCUAAAACAAGCUCUCGUAGAGGUCGAGAAAGACAAACAAGUACAGGAAAGAAGAAGAAAGCAAAUGGAAUCUUUGAAGGAAGACGCGACUAAAACCUCGAGAUUCGAGGAGAUCAAAGACUCGACCGAUGACGACGAUCAAGUAACGAACCAGGACGACUCAAAUGCGGAUGAAACUCCUGAAAUUUUAGAAAUUGUCUUGACAAGGGAAUCUGGGAAAAAGAAUAAUCCCAUCUCAAAGCCCAGGUUUGAUGGUCCAGAACAAGAAGCGAAGAAAGAUCAAUGA
Molecule: messenger RNA, 543 nt
Organism: Guillardia theta CCMP2712
Lineage: Eukaryota; Cryptophyceae; Pyrenomonadales; Geminigeraceae
Exons: 2
Coding region: 1-543 (180 amino acids)
Molecular function (GO): protein binding
Source: RefSeq, a predicted model, not a curated record